AUGACUCGAUUUUCUCCGCUGGUUCUUCGCAGAUAUCUCCUUGGGGGCCAAAUCAAUUCGACGGGCUGUCUUCGUCAUCGAGCUAUUGGUAGUAACCAUUUACCUCCCAUUUACGCCUCAAGAUCUCGGGCAAUACAAGAAUUGCAUACCAAGAUAGAAUCGGCGUCAUCCUCCCCCACGAAUCACAGCAUUCAAAACUCAUUCAAAGCAGCGCGGAAACAGCCAAAGGAUGAAGGAAUUGGAAGAAAUCCAAAUUCAGAAAAGGUACAAAGUCUUGAUGAGUGGGAGUUAACCGUAGGAAUCGAAAUACACGCACAAUUAAAUACGGAACGAAAACUUUUCUCAUACGCUGCCUCAUCUUUUAACGAUACGCCCAAUACACAUGUCGCAUAUUUCGAUGUAGCCUUACCAGGCUCUAUGCCCAUAUUUCAAAAGGAAACUCUGAUACCUGCUAUUCGAGGAGCAUUAGCAUUAAAUUGUAAUAUUCAAAGAACAAGUCGAUUUGAUCGCAAACAUUAUUUUCAUUGGGAUCAACCUGCGGGGUAUCAAAUUACACAAUAUUACGAACCUUUUGCGAAAGAUGGAUAUAUUACAUUAUAUGCGCACGAUGGAAUUGCAAAGGAGGACGGAGAAGAAAUCCGGAUAGGAAUUAAGCAAGUACAAAUGGAACAAGAUACGGCCAAAACAAUCUCACAACCUGGGGAUAUACAUUUGUUGGAUUUCAAUCGUGUGGGUUUACCAUUGAUUGAAAUUAUUUCUCUGCCACAGAUACAUCAUCCAAGUACCGCGGCUGCAUUUGUCCGAAAGGUACAAAUGUUGCUAAACUCGGUUGAUGCUUGUGUUUUGGGUAUGCAAUCUGGUGGAUUGAGAGCAGAUGUAAAUGUUUCUGUAAAGAGAAGAACAGAGGAAGGUUCCGGGUUUGAAUAUGCAGGUGUUCAAGGACUUGGACAAAGAACCGAGAUCAAAAAUUUGAGUAGUUUCAAAUCUAUUGAAGAUGCUAUCAUUGCCGAACGUGAUAGACAAAUCUCGGUUCUGGAAGAAGGUGGGGUUAUUGAAGGAGAAACUCGUGGAUACGCAAUUGGAAGUACAGAGACACGAAGACUUCGAGGGAAAGAAGGAGAGGUGGAUUAUAGAUACAUGCCAGAUCCAGAUCUAGCCCCUGUGAUUAUCGAUGAAGCACUUACACAACAUCUUGGUGCUACACUCGGCGUCUUACCCGAUGAAGAAUUGGCAAUACUCGAAUCUGAAUACGGUAUCACGGUAAAAGAUGCUAUUGAUUUAGUGUCUUUGAAUGAAGGAGGACGAGUGGAAUAUUUUCGUAAUGUAGUAGAUGUUUUGACAUUGUUGAAUCCUCACGAACCGCAAACGAAAUUGGGAAAAUGGGCAAGCAAUUGGGUUUUACAUGAAUUGGGUGCGUUGAUCUCGGAUUAUGGAGAGGAGGAAAAUCCACUCAGGUUUACGAGUUAUGGAGAGUGUAUGAUUUCACAUUCUCAAAUGGCUCAUCUGAUACAUUAUGUUAACGAGGAGCGAAUUACGGGAAAGACGGCAAAGAAAGUUUUGAAGGGGUUGUUUGAGAAUGGACAGGUGGGGAUAGAGAAAUCGGUAGAGGAGAUUAUUGAAGAUGGACAAUUGUGGUUGCGGAAGAUGGAGAGAAGUGAGUAUGAAGGGUUGGCGAGGAGGAUCUGUGAAGAGGAGAGGAAAACGAAUUAG
Molecule: messenger RNA, 1710 nt
Organism: Botrytis sinoallii
Lineage: Eukaryota; Fungi; Ascomycota; Leotiomycetes; Helotiales; Sclerotiniaceae
Exons: 2
Coding region: 1-1710 (569 amino acids)
Biological process (GO): glutaminyl-tRNAGln biosynthesis via transamidation; mitochondrial translation
Molecular function (GO): glutaminyl-tRNA synthase (glutamine-hydrolyzing) activity
Source: RefSeq, a predicted model, not a curated record